Messenger RNA from Glycine soja, 1888 nucleotides. Its product is annotated as serine/threonine-protein kinase STY13-like. Gene Ontology annotation, molecular function: protein kinase activity; ATP binding. The record is from RefSeq and is a predicted model, not a curated record. Bases 309 to 1487 code for a protein of 392 amino acids. Gene Ontology annotation, cellular component: plasma membrane. The transcript is spliced from 6 exons. NCBI's taxonomy places the organism in Eukaryota, Viridiplantae, Streptophyta, Magnoliopsida, Fabales, Fabaceae. Gene Ontology annotation, biological process: protein phosphorylation.
GAGGAGGAGAGAUGUAAGUGGGUCAGAGGGACACGUUAUGAGCAGGCAAUUCCAUGUGGCCACAUGAAUGAGAGAAAGCGGAAGAGGAAGAAGAAGAUGAUCAACAACAACAACAACAACAAGCAACACAGCAACACCAACUGAAACAUCAUCAUCAGAAUCAUCAUCAUCAUCUACGACCCUAAAUUUUUUCACUUUCUCUCUCUCUCUCUCUCUCUCUCCCUCCCUCUCUCUGUCUGUGUCUGUGUCUGUGUCUGUGUCUUUUUUUUUUUUUUUUUUAAUUGUGAGAGAGGAAGGAGAUAAAGAAGAUGAAGGAAAACAGUGAUGGGUUUGUGAGAGCGGAUCAAAUUGAUCUGAAGAGCAUAGAUGAACAGUUGGAGAGGCACCUCAGCAAGGUGUUGACCAUAGAAAAGAAAAAGCGCUCUGAAGGGGGCGAAGAAGAUGCUGCUGCUCAUGAUCAUGUUCACACCACCAGUGCCACUGCUUCUCCCAAAUUCUCACAUGCUUCUUCUGCUGCUAGGGUUAUUAACUUCAAGAAGAAAAAGCAGGACUGGGAGAUUGAUCCUUCUAAACUCAUCAUCAAAACUGUUAUAGCUCGUGGCACUUUUGGCACUGUCCAUCGGGGUGUCUAUGAUACCCAAGAUGUUGCUGUGAAAUUGUUGGACUGGGGGGAAGAAGGACAAAGAACAGAAGCAGAAAUUGCCUCCCUGAGGGCAGCGUUUACACAGGAAGUUGCUGUUUGGCAUAAACUCGAUCACCCCAAUGUCACAAAGUUUAUAGGGGCAACAAUGGGGUCUUCAGAAUUGCAGAUACAAACUGAUAAUGGUCUAAUUGGCAUGCCAAGCAAUGUCUGUUGCGUUGUUGUUGAGUAUCUCGCUGGAGGCAAUUUGAAACAAUACCUAAUAAAGAACAGGAGGAGGAAGUUAGCUUUAAAAGUUGUCAUCCAGCUGGCACUUGAUCUUGCAAGAGGGCUGAGUUAUCUUCACUCUCAGAAGAUUGUCCAUAGAGAUGUAAAGACAGAGAACAUGUUGUUGGAUAAGACACGUACAGUUAAAAUUGCUGAUUUUGGGGUUGCACGUGUUGAGGCAUCAAAUCCUAAUGAUAUGACUGGGGAGACUGGUACUCUUGGUUAUAUGGCUCCAGAGGUUUUAAAUGGCAACCCCUAUAACAGGAAAUGUGAUGUGUACAGUUUUGGCAUCUGCUUAUGGGAAAUAUAUUGUUGUGACAUGCCAUAUCCUGACCUAAGUUUCUCAGAAAUUACUUCAGCUGUCGUUCGCCAGAAUUUAAGACCAGAAGUACCAAGAUGUUGCCCGAGUUCCCUAGCAAAUGUAAUGAAGAAGUGCUGGGAUGCCAGUCCCGAUAAGCGGCCGGAGAUGGAUGAGGUAGUUUCCAUGCUGGAGGCCAUUGACACAUCCAAAGGUGGAGGUAUGAUCCCUCAUGAUCAGCAACAGGGUUGUUUUUGCUUCCGCAAGCAUAGAGGGCCUUGAAAAUUUGGUUAUAAUGAUUUUUCAGUAUUUGAAGAAUCAAUUUGUAUCAUAGUCAGAAAGCAGGAUUUGGAUACUAGAUGAGACAAAUACACAAUAGGGGGUACAGGUAGGAGGAGCUGGUGACAUGUCAAUAUGUUGGUGGGUGUGUAAAACUGUACCUCUGAUUUUCUUUUACCUUCUUUUUUCCCCCACAUUGGUUUGGGUUCUGUGGGUAUGAGUAUUACUUUCAGCUUGGUGGCAAUGUUGCCAGAUUGGACUAGUAACAUGCAGGAUCUUCAUUAUACUAUUGCAUACUCGCUCGCAAUCAUAAUUGAUGUGAUUAAGUUGGAUCCGUUUGCUUUGUAAACAAUAAUAUACAAGCGUUUUAUUGAAUGGGAAAUAAAACCUCUUUGGUCACUUUA